Molecule: messenger RNA, 657 nt
Organism: Zychaea mexicana
Lineage: Eukaryota; Fungi; Mucoromycota; Mucoromycetes; Mucorales; Lichtheimiaceae
Exons: 1
Coding region: 1-657 (218 amino acids)
Source: RefSeq, a predicted model, not a curated record
AUGGCGUAUCAUACAUAUCUCAAUCACAGCGGUCCAGUAGACAUAGAUCCAACGGCAUGGCCCAGCAGCUAUUACGGACGGACAAAGCGAAUCGAUCUAGCCAAAGUGUACAGCGACACCCUACUCAGAGUCAAUCAGGAGCACGAACAAAGAAAGCAAAAACGCAAAGGUCGACGGCAGGUCAGCUUCACCACAGCGCCACCGGUGAUACACGAAUACGAACGAGAAGAUAGCCGUGAAUACUGUCGCAACAGACGAAAAUACGACGACGCUGGACACUUGAGGUUACAAACUUUGGAUCUCCGUCCCAUACCCAAUAGCUUGUACACCCAUCCGACUCCUGGCUCUUCUGUUUCUGCUAGUGCCGUCGUCACACCAACAACAACUUUGCCAUCAUCAUCAUCAUCAUCAUCUCCCACAUCACCAUCAUCUCCUCCUAUACCACAGCCACAAACUCCACGAUUAUCAGUUUCAUCACCAGCACGUUCGAGACGAGCACCUUCAUCAAAAUCACAACCAUCAUCAUCACUGCAGGACAAUGAUGACGAGAAGCUGCAAGACAACGGGGAAGACGAAGACGUGUUGUCAUUCAAACCAGCUCGGAGACCAUCCAUCAGCCGUGCAUUCUUGAACUUGCGAUUUUACAACAAGAAAUAA